Messenger RNA from Racocetra persica, 508 nucleotides. Lineage: Eukaryota; Fungi; Glomeromycota; Glomeromycetes; Diversisporales; Gigasporaceae. The record is from the annotation of a GenBank genome assembly.
GCAUUGAAAGAUAUUGAAAAUAACCCAAAUUAUACGGAGGAAGUUCAUCAAAUUGUUAAGGAGCUCAUAAAAAAGAAAAAGGCAAAUAAGGUCCUAAGCGAUAUAACGAACUCGUCAGAAAAGCGAAAAAUAGCGACCAUGGAAAUGGAUAAUUCUUCCACCGCAAAAAAGAGGAAAACUAAAGUGCGUUCAGAACUCAUUACUUUAGAAGAUGCGUUGUCUUAUAUUCCACCUCGCAUUACCUAUUCUCCUCAUGGAACUUUCUCAAAAAAUACUACGAAAGUAGGUGAUAAAUUACCGAAAAAGGUAUUAUUAUGGAAAGGUUUCUUCGAUAUGGCGAAAGCGCAUUAUUUUGAUAAUAAAAAACCAAGGUUCGAAGUACCACAAUUCAUUGGAAAAUUUAAGGUAACAAAUGAGGAAAUCGUUCGUCAAGCCAUAAAUGUGAAUAUUCUUAUGGUAUUGAACGAACUUGUUCCAAAUUAUGAGUACUCAAUACGAAAAGUUGUUG